Molecule: messenger RNA, 1017 nt
Organism: Eimeria mitis
Lineage: Eukaryota; Apicomplexa; Conoidasida; Eucoccidiorida; Eimeriidae
Exons: 4
Coding region: 1-1017 (338 amino acids)
Source: RefSeq, a predicted model, not a curated record
AUGGGUUCACAGGCGGCUGGGGAGGAGCUGCCGUAUAUCGGCAGCAAAAUUUCUUUAAUUACAACUUCGGAUAUUCGCUAUGAAGGUGUUCUCGAUUCUAUAAACCCGAUCGCUUCUACGGUUUCUCUCCGCUUUGUUCAGUCCUUUGGUACAGAAGGCAGGCCGGUGCCCAUUCAUGUUCCUCCUUCGCCCGAGAUAUACAACUCCGUCGUAUUCUAUGGCAAACAUAUCAAAGACCUUACAGUGUGCAGCGAGCCAGAGGUACCAGCAGCCCCAGUGCCUGCAUACCCACAAGACCCUGCAAUCAUAAGCAUGGAGAUGGGGGGCCCCUCGGGGCCCCCUCAGCGUUCUGGCGGGGCUUCAUCUCUCCUUCGCCCUGGGGUCGGUUCCCCUGUGUCGCAUGUACCGGGCAGGCCCAGCGGGGGCCCCCCUAGUGGGGGCCCCCCCCCUUCUGUGUUUGGGGGCCUCGGGGGGGCCCCCAACGAGAUGGGGGAGUCUUGCUGCCCCCCUGCUGCCCCGUUUUCAGGCAGAGGGGGUGCUGGCGGUGCUCCCCAGCAGCAGCAGCAGCAGCAGCAGCAGCAGACUGAAGAGGAUUUGAGUGGUGUUGCAGCUGGGCCGCAGCAGCAAGACGGUACGCGGGCACCAGCACCACCAACAAGCCUGCGGGGGAGAGGAGGUCGAGGGGGGCGUCAGUCUACCCGCGGCAGAACACAAAGACUAGAAGGAAGAGAAGGAGAAAGAACAGGAAGAAAUGAAGGGAGAUGUACAUACACCGAAACACACAGAGGCAUCGUUGGCGAGCUGCAGAGCAGACCUAAUAUGCAACUUAAAAACCAAGUUGCUGAGGAAUUCGAUUUCGAUGCCAUGAAUAGCAAAUUCGAAAAACCAGUGCAGCACAAGAGCAGCAGCAACAGCAGCAGCAGCAACAGCAGCAGCAGCAGCAGCAGCAGCAGAAUGAAGGAAAAGAAGAUUGCAGAACACGCCGACCAGGCACCAGACAACAAAAUAGAGCUUUAG